Molecule: messenger RNA, 1725 nt
Organism: Planococcus citri (citrus mealybug)
Lineage: Eukaryota; Metazoa; Arthropoda; Insecta; Hemiptera; Pseudococcidae
Product: RCC1 and BTB domain-containing protein 1-like
Exons: 11
Coding region: 263-1576 (437 amino acids)
Cellular component (GO): cytoplasm
Molecular function (GO): protein binding; guanyl-nucleotide exchange factor activity
Source: RefSeq, a predicted model, not a curated record
UUUCCUCAAGUAGAUACAGAUUACAGUAUAACAUUCCUUCAUCUUGUGGCAUCAUUUUUACCUAGUUGUGUGAAUUCGGGAACUAAAUAUUUUAAAAAAUGAAUUCUACUCAUUUACCUUUUAGUGGAUUUUUAGAAAGAGACUUCAUCAAAGAAAUUAAAACGGUGUGCUUCUCAGGUCUCAAGAUAUUAAUCCUUACAAAGUCAGAUGAAGUUUACGGACGGUUGACGAAAUCUCAAAGCUGCUAUGAUGUUUUUGAACUAUGCCCGAUUCUCGAAUUGCACCGCAAGAAAGUAAAAAGUACGAACAUUUCGUAGGAGAAUUCUUUCUGGGUGAUGAAUUCUUUAUGGCUUUAACGGAAAAAGGCGAAGUGUUCGGCUGGAGUAUUGUUUUUUCUGUGCCUACUUUAAUUCCUUCACUAUCCCAAGUAGAAGUAAUUGAUGUCGCUUGUGGACCCAAUCACGCCAUAGUAUUGUGCAGCAAUCAUCAGGUGUAUUCGUGGCGAGAUUGUUCCAAUUUCCCCAAUCACACUCCAGAACUAGUGGCGAGAAAUGGAACAGGGAUCACAUGUACUGCAUCUGCAUCGUUUUACUUGACAGAAGAUGGAGAAGUGUAUGGACAAGGUACACUUUUCUACUGGUUCGAUGUUAUCAGCGAAAUGAAUAUCUCAUGUAUCGGGGACGGAAACAACGAAAGAUUUCUAUUCGUGCCUGGAUACAGAAAAAUCGUCUGUUUGAAUAACAUCAAGAAAAUAAUUGGUGGAAAACAUCACGUUAUGGCUCUUGAUAACGAUGGCACCGUGUUCGUUUGGGGAAAUAACGAAUGCGGCCAGUUAGCAGAUCAAAAGCCCUAUCAAAUGUCUCCUGUAAAGUUUUCAAGCAUUAAUGAAAAGAUUACAGAUAUAGCUGCCAAUUCGUACAGUGAUAUAUCUGCAGCUAUGACCGUAUGUUCAAGAAUUUAUGCGUGGGGUGGAUUACAAGGAGAAUCGUUCUUCAAUCCAAUUUUGACGUCAUUCACGUCAUUUGACGAAGUUUUCACAAAUCUUUCAUGUCCAAGUUUGUCAUAUGGCUCAGUAACUAAUGAAAAGUCAGAUCGAAUCACAUCUAUUCCAUCAACUCGUACUCUCGAAUCAAUUUUCGAUUCACAGGUUGAUAGCGAUUUGACGAUUGUUAUUGAAGAGAAGGAAAUUUUUGCCCAUAAAGUAAUUCUGAAAGCGAAGUCUAAACAUUUUCAUGAAAUGUUCACAAACCAGUGGAAAGGAAACGAUAAAAGAGUAUUGAAAAUAAGAGGAUACAGUUAUGAUUCCUUCAGAGACUUUUUGCUGUACUUGUACAGCGGAGUAAUAAAUAUAACCGCAGAAAAUAUUUUCGAAUUGAUGAAUAUAGCUGUCAGAUAUUCCGACGAGACCUUAGUAGAAUUAAUCGAGAAAAAUAUUGAAAAUGGUUCGAUUUCCGGAGAAGAAAUAAAGGUGCUCAGAGAAAUCAUGAAAUUAUCAUCAUCGGACUACGAGAAAUUCUGCGAUGGGAUGAAAAAAAUGAUAUUUUCUCCAACUUCGGAACAUUUAGAACUAGAUUAGAUAAGAGUGAGUACACCAUGCAAUUUUCCAUCGAGAAGGAGAAACAAAGUUUGAAGAGGAUACAAAAUUACUAACAAGAAAAUCCUGCGUUCUUCAACGAAGAAAUGAUGCAAGGCGGUGGGUGAAAUAAAUAAUUGAUUCAAAGUUUA